Messenger RNA from Lathyrus sativus (Indian pea), 645 nucleotides. The record is from the annotation of a GenBank genome assembly. Lineage: Eukaryota; Viridiplantae; Streptophyta; Magnoliopsida; Fabales; Fabaceae.
AUGAAGUUCAUUAACCCUAAAAACCUAUCUCCUAAACACCUUUUCCGUUCCAAGAAGGAAAAAUCAUCCGUAUCAAGAUCCGACCCGCUUUCCUUCGGGUCAUCUUCUUCCUCUGACGAAUCCACUCACAAAGCCGUUACCGGAGGCUCUCAAACGCCCACCAGCGUCCUUCCCGAAGCAUCAUCCAGCUCGUGGUCCGAUGUCACGGUCGAAGUUCAAUGGGAGCUUGCUCAGGCUUUCCGGUUAAUCGACCGCGACAACGACGGCGUCGUUUCGCGUGAAGAACUCGAAGCGGUUCUCACGCGCCUCGGAGCGCGUCCGCCUAGCUCCGAGGAGAUAGAGAUGAUGCUAAGCGAAGUUGAUAGCGAUGGUAGGGGAUGCAUAAGCGUGGAAUCGAUCAUGAACCGGAUCGGUUCUGGUUCGGAUCCGAACCCAGAGGAAGAACUGAGGGAAGCGUUUGAGGUUUUUGAUACGGAUCAGGAUGGGAGAAUCUCGGCGGAGGAGUUGUUGAGGGUAUUUAGAGCGAUUGGUGAUGAACGGUGUACGUUAGAGGAGUGCCGGCGUAUGAUAGCAGGUGUUGAUAAAAACAGAGAUGGGUUUGUCUGUUUCGAGGAGUUUUCGUGCAUGAUGGAGAUGCAGCGAUGA